GUCCCGACACUCAUGUCGCCUUUCGCUCCUUCACCGUUCCAGUCAAUACUGGCGACAAAUGCUGUACCAACUGCAUCUCACCGUCAAGACAUCCGAGUCUUUCUCACUACCCCACUCGCUGAGCUGGCGGGCCUAGAAGAGGAAGUCGCGCGGCUGCAGGUGCUGGUUGAGGAGAGCAAAAUCAGGUUAAAGGCGCAAAAAGAGGUGGCGGGAGGGUACGAGGCGCUUAUUUCUCCCCUCCGCGGACUUCCCGACGACCUUGUGCGGGCGAUCUUCCUCGAAACACUGCCAGUGUCGCGCGCGGCCGCGUUUGUGGCAGAUGAAGGCCCCAUGCUACUGUGUCGGGUGUGUCGCGCGUGGAAGGAGCUGGCGUUGACAACCCCGCGGCUUUGGGCGUCAAUGCACAUUGUCUUUCCUGAAGUGACACGUGUCCCGCGCGUUGUUGCUAUGGUGUCGACCUGGCUUGCCUGUUCCGGCGCCGUCCCACUUUCAAUCUCAAUUGUCGCAUCGCGGAUGUGCGGGCGAGAGGCCAAUUACCAACUACAGCCCCUUCUUGCGCUUCUCAUCCCCCACGCACGUCGUUGGCAGAGUCUCGAGAUCGAGUUCCAUCCAGAGGACAAGUCGCACGACAUCCUGGGCCAACUUCGGACUGAGGAAGUCCCACUGUUGCGACACUUCAAGAUGUCAUUCUAUCACCAUCCUUCUGGCUACGACGUAUAUGCUCCUCCGCCAUUGCUCACCUAUCCCUUCCUCCGCACACCUUCACUGCGUAGCUUCAACUACACCGGCCAGCACUCGACCGCGCCACGCAUCGUGCCAUGGGCAAAUCUUCACCACCUCAAGCUUUUCAUCUACGAGAGUAACUCCGGCGCGCAAGUCCUGCCUUCCAUCGUCCAUGCGCGUCAGCUGCGGACGCUUGACAUAAGCAUUCGAGAUGAAUUCGGCCCCAUCCCAGAGGCGGAGCUCCAGGUUACGUUCCCAUAUCUCGAAGAGCUUCGGAUCGACACCUAUGACCCAGAGUCAGCAAAACAUUUUCUCCGUGCACUACACGCACCGCAACUGACCCGGCUCAUGCAUUCCGUCUUUCGAGCGCCAGCGGACAUGGCAGAACCGCUCCGCCUCGCAAAGGAAAGCAUCCGCGGCCUGUCCGAAUUCGAGGUCGUUUUGCGAGCGUGUAGCCUGGAGCAUCUCCGAGCACUGCUCCACGCAAUGCCGACACUUGAGAGUCUCACGGUGGUGGGCGAGCCACAUGGCCUUGCCGCCCACUGGGAUGAGCACGAUGCGGAGUUUUUAGAGCUUUUUGUGCCGCCGCUGGGAGCCCCGCCGGUCGUCCCGCUAUUGCGCGUGCUAAAGCUGUCGCAGGUCACUUGGACGGCGAAUGCGACCAUUCUGGGAGUACUGCGCGGGCGAGUGGGCCAGUCUGCCAUUGACAAUGGUCUGGAAGCGCUGCGCAUGGUGGAGAUUGAUUUUGGGCGGGCGAGGGGAAAGAACGAAGAGCUGGCCAGUGAGGGGGGAGUGAAAGAGGCGGUUAACGCGGGGACCUUGGAGCUCGUGGUGAAGUAUCGACCACAGAUGGGAUGGACGUAUUCGUUGCUUGAAGGGACAGAGAGAGAUGAGGUGGAGACCUACUAUGAUGAGUAUUAG
Molecule: messenger RNA, 1644 nt
Organism: Mycena indigotica
Lineage: Eukaryota; Fungi; Basidiomycota; Agaricomycetes; Agaricales; Mycenaceae
Product: F-box domain-containing protein
Exons: 1
Coding region: 13-1644 (543 amino acids)
Source: RefSeq, a predicted model, not a curated record